Molecule: messenger RNA, 1766 nt
Organism: Lindgomyces ingoldianus
Lineage: Eukaryota; Fungi; Ascomycota; Dothideomycetes; Pleosporales; Lindgomycetaceae
Product: guanine-N(7)-methyltransferase
Exons: 1
Coding region: 217-1623 (468 amino acids)
Biological process (GO): 7-methylguanosine mRNA capping
Cellular component (GO): nucleus
Molecular function (GO): mRNA 5'-cap (guanine-N7-)-methyltransferase activity
Source: RefSeq, a predicted model, not a curated record
GGCGUCUUUUCAUCUUCCCUUACUUCCUUUCACCUUCACUUCACAUUCCCUCUAAAGCAGCAAUUGAAACAACCGCAGAAACGACAAGUCCCCUUCUUUAGAUAGUGCAACUUAUUUGCUUACUUUAAUUUGCUUUAAGUUCGUCGGUUCGCCUACCUGAAGAGUCCUACUCCCCCAGCUCCCCUCGCCACUUUCUUGAGCUUCACAGCUCCAGCCAUGGCUGACACGGCGCGCCCCGAACAAGGCAAAAAGCGGGCCCGCGAGCCAUCCCGGUCUCCAUCUCGAUCGCGGUCAAGAUCCCCUCCCCGCCAGCGAAAGCGUCCCGGCGCUGCCUCCCGUCUCACCGCCGCUGAACGCGAGGCUGCUCGUCAGCGACAGUUGCAACGAGAGAAGGAGGAGGAAGAGAAGGCUCAGCGAGUCGCUGCAUCGCGAGGCGUCCACGAUGUCGUCAAGCAGCACUACAACUUAGUUCCCCAGCGAGGCCGAGAAUGGCGAGUCACAGACAGCAAGAUCAAGGGGCUUCGGAGCUUCAACAAUUGGGUAAAGUCAUCUACGAUUCAGAAAUUCAUCGGCGACGAGCGGCAUAUCAAAGUGCUCGAUAUUGGGUGCGGCAAGGGCGGUGAUCUCCAGAAGUGGCAGUCUUCGCGGAAGCUGGAGCUGUAUGUUGGAGCUGAUCCUGCGGAUGUCUCCAUCACCCAAGCUAGGGAGCGAUACGAACAGAUGCGCAAGAGGCUAAGGCGGGGUCAGCACAUCUUCCAUGCUGAGUUCUAUACCAAGGACUGCUUCGGAGAGUUUCUGGGCGAGAUACCCAUCAUCAAAGAUGUCGGGAUCGAUCCUGGUGUUGGCCCAGGCAAUGCAGUCAGUCAGCGUUGGGGCGGCGGCGGGUGGGACAUCGUCACCAUGAUGUUCUGCAUGCACUACGCGUUCGAGAGCGAGGAGAAGGCAAGGGGCAUGCUGCGCAACGUAGCCGGAGCCCUGAGGAAAGGAGGCCGCUUCAUUGGAUGCAUACCGAAUUCCGACGUUCUUUCGGCCAAGGUCAUCGAGCAUCACAAGGCGCAAGGGACUGGAGUCGGCAAUACCAACGGAAUUGCAGACGAAGAGGAUGACCGGCCAGCGUUCGCGAGCGACGACGACGAAGAUGACUGGGAUCCAGAGAAGAGCCUGGACGACCCAAAGCCCCAAGAAGGCGAGCCGGAGAAACCAAAGGACGAAAAACAGAAAGCCAAGGAAGCGCAGGAAGACGGAGAAGUCGAGGAAGAGGGAUUCGAGUGGGGAAACAGCAUCUAUAGGGUCAAGUUUCCCGGAAAGACACCUCCAGACGGCACUUUCCGACCGCCAUUUGGCUGGAAGUAUUUCUACUUCUUGCAAGAGGCUGUGGAGGAAGUCCCCGAGUACGUUGUGCCAUGGGAAGCGUUCCGUGCUCUGGCCGAAGACUACAAUCUCGAGCUUCAAUAUCGGAAACCCUUCAGAGAGGUCUGGGACGAGCAGAAGGACGAUCCAGAGCUUGGUCCUCUUAGUGAGAAGAUGGGCGUUCGAGAUCGCGUGACUGGAAAGUUAAUGGUGUCUGAGGAGGAGUUGGAUGCUGCCGAUUUCUACCACACUUUCUGCUUCUACAAGGUGUAGUCUGGGGUUUGAGGCUUCUGCUACCGACUGAAUGUGGGGCUGCUUUUGGAACCGGUCUUUCAAAGGUCGAUUUAGAAGUGGACCGUGGUGCCUUUGAACAUUUAAAUUAUCUUGAGAUACCUGCAAAACUCGCAAUAUUAUUU